Messenger RNA from Halteromyces radiatus, 336 nucleotides. RefSeq names its product Caulimovirus viroplasmin-domain-containing protein. The transcript has a single exon. Gene Ontology annotation, molecular function: nucleic acid binding; RNA-DNA hybrid ribonuclease activity. The annotation marks the transcript as partial. NCBI's taxonomy places the organism in Eukaryota, Fungi, Mucoromycota, Mucoromycetes, Mucorales, Cunninghamellaceae. Gene Ontology annotation, biological process: DNA replication, removal of RNA primer. The record is from RefSeq and is a predicted model, not a curated record.
UUUUACUACGCAGUUCAAAAAGGGCGCAAGCAAGGAGUGUAUAAAACAUGGGAAGAAUGUAAGAAACAAGUUAUUCAAUUUGCUGGUGCCAAGUAUCGUAAAUUCGCUACGUUGGAAGAAGCUGAAUCUUUUGUGGCAGGACAUGAUGAAAAACAAUAUGAUCGAAAAAAACGGAAACGAAUGAAUAAUGAUGAUGAUAAUGAUGACGAUCGACCUAGAUCAAGACAUCCCAAGGCAGAUCUAGUGGUUUAUACGGAUGGAGCAGCGGCUGGGAAUGGACAACAUGGGGCCAAGGCCGGGUAUGGUGUAUUUUGGGGCAAGGACGAUGCACGCAAU